Messenger RNA from Bacillus rossius redtenbacheri, 812 nucleotides. Its product is annotated as large ribosomal subunit protein uL16-like. Gene Ontology annotation, biological process: translation; ribosomal large subunit assembly. Gene Ontology annotation, molecular function: structural constituent of ribosome. The record is from RefSeq and is a predicted model, not a curated record. Gene Ontology annotation, cellular component: ribosome; cytosolic large ribosomal subunit. NCBI's taxonomy places the organism in Eukaryota, Metazoa, Arthropoda, Insecta, Phasmatodea, Bacillidae.
UUGUUCUACUUGUGGUUCUCAUUCCAUGAACGGAAGUUUAUCAAAACGAAUUUCUUCCUUCGAAUUCUUGUGCCUUAGAGGUGAAAAAUGGGGCGACGCCCUGCAAGAUGUUACCGGUAUUGCAAAAACAAGCCAUAUCCGAAAAGCCGGUUUUGCCGUGGUGUCCCAGAUCCUAAAAUCAGGAUAUUUGACCUGGGCAGGAAGAAGGCUAGAGUGGAAGACUUCCCACUGUGUGUGCACUUGGUGUCCGACGAGUAUGAACAGCUUUCUUCAGAAGCAUUGGAAGCAGGCAGGAUUUGUGCCAACAAGUACAUGGUGAAGAACUGCGGCAAGGACCAGUUCCACAUCCGCAUGCGGCUGCACCCUUUCCACGUCAUCCGCAUCAACAAGAUGUUGUCGUGUGCUGGGGCCGACAGGCUCCAGACGGGGAUGCGCGGUGCGUUCGGGAAGCCGCAGGGCACCGUGGCACGAGUGCGCAUCGGCCAGCCCAUCAUGAGCGUGCGCACCAGCGACCGUCACCCGCGCGCCGUCAUCGAGGCCCUGCGCCGUGCCAAGUUCAAGUUCCCCGGCCGCCAGAAGAUUUACGUGUCGAAGCGGUGGGGUUUCACAAAGUACGACCGUGAGGUUUACGAGAAGCUCCGAGACGAUGGCAGACUAGCUAACGAUGGCUGCAACGUGAAGUAUCGUCCAGAGCACGGCCCUCUCAGCAACUGGAAGAAAGUCCAGCUGGAGUUGGCACAAGCUGUGUAACCUGUGCCGUGUACGGCGCCAUCUGGGAAUAUUUGAAAAUAAAAUGCCUAAACCUGUGAUAA